AUGUUGGGAAGACUUCCACCAUGCGUCAUCGACGUGGGCACUGGGUAAGUUUUUUUUGUCUAUCCCCCGACAUAAGGACUGUUUAAUCUCGCGGGUAUUUUGGCUAAUUUAAUAUUGAACGAUGUUUGUGUCAACUCAGAUAUACGAAAUUGGGUUUUGCACCAAACAAAGAGCCGCAGAUGAUUAUACCUUCAGCAAUUGCUAUCAAGGAGACGGCUAAAGUCGGCGAUCAGGCAGUUAGACGAUUAACAAAGGGCGUGGAAGAUUUAGAUUUCUAUAUUGGAGACGAGGCAAUGGAUGCCAAGGGUUAUUCCAUCAAAGUAUUACCUAUUUUAAUAGAUUUUGCUUAUGAAAAUAUAAAACUAUAAUAUUUUUGAUUCAUAUAAAAUUUUAUAGUAUCCGGUAAGGCAUGGUUUGAUCGAAGACUGGGAUUUGAUGGAAAGGUUUUUGGAGCACUGUAUUUUUAAAUAUCUGCGAGCUGAGCCCGAAGAUCAUCACUUCUUACUAACAGAACCACCUUUAAAUACUCCAGAAAACCGUGAAUAUACAGCUGGUGAGUAAAUUAUAUAAUAUUCUUGUUUUUAUUUUUUAUUAUAACAUAUUUUUCAUAUUCUACAAUUUAUUUAUCACUGUAACUAGGAUUUUGCAAUUUUUUCUUAAACUUUGAUAGUGGAAUUAAUUUGGAGUAUUUUUCUUAGAAAUAAUGUUUGAAACUUUUAACGUGCCCGGUCUUUAUAUUGCUGUACAAGCUGUGUUGGCAUUGUCCGCUUCAUGGAAAUCACGACCUCUUCAUGAACGCAUACUAACAGGACUUGUAGUAGAUAGUGGUGACGGUGUAACUCAUAUUAUUCCAGUAGUAAGUAUAUUGUUAUUUAAAUUACUAUUGUGGUACAAUUUUUUAUUAGUUUCAAUGAAACCAUUAAACAACUAUUAAUAAAUUUGUUUGUUGGUGUUAUUAUGUGAAGUUUUAAAUUAAUUAUUUGUUCAUCUUGUUAAAUAUUUCUUGAAUAAAUACAUAUCUUUCCUGUUUCAUUUAGACAUUUACAGUUACUUCCUCUAGACCAAAUAAGUUCUAAUUAGGGAAUAAGAGUAAUUUUUAAGCAGAUUGAAGUGGUAAAUGUUGGAUUGAAUUUUACUAUAAAUUUAAUUCUGUAGUAGGUGAAAGAUUUUUUAUUUUAGCUUUGUACUUUCUCACAAACUCCCCAAAUGAAGCCCGAGAGAUGAUGUUGUGUAUACAAUGCAUUUUGUAUGCAUUUCGUUAGUAUCGAGAAUAUGCUUUUUUAGGGUAUAAACUUACCACCCCAUUCAUAUCAAUUCUAUGAUCAAAUUUCUCUAUUUUUUUUUAGGAAUACCAUAAUAGAAUAAUUGUAUUAUUGUGUUAUUAUAGUGAUUGGUUUUUUUUAAUUAUUUUGCUAAGAUUAUUUCUUUGAUACAAAAUAAAUGGAGGAAAAAUUGAUUAUAAUGACCAAUCUCUGCUGCGGUUGGGGUUUUUUUUUAGCCUAUUCAUAUUUAUUAUCAUCAUUAAUAUAUUAUUUUUUUAUAUGAUUCAUUGUUAAAAAACUGUUAGUCAGUUUUACACACUAAAAAGAAAUACCUUAUUUUAUAACUACAUAUGAGCGAAAGUGUCUCAAGUGAUAUCAUAAAUAGGUUAGAAACCACUUUACUCAUAAUUCUUGACUUAAAUAAAAUUAAAAUCAUAAUUUUUAAAUUAAUUAGUCACUGGUUUUACUAUUUUGUUAAAUUAUGUGUAACAAUUUCAUUAUGUAUUUUAUAUAGCUAGGUAAUUUAACCCUUACGACAUAAUGGAUUUAUUUUGAUUGUUUCUAAAUCUAAUAAAUAUCAUGUAGAAUACAUUGACAAGAUACUCCAAUUUUUUAAGUUAAAUUUUAAGCAUCACCUUACUGUGCGAAUACAAUUACAGUUUGCACCUUAUCAAAUCAUAAGAGAGCAUUUUUAAAAUACAAUUGCAUAACCUAUUGAAAAAGGAAAAAAUAUGUUUUAUUUUAUAUUUUUAUUAAUAUAGGCUGAAGGAUAUGUGAUUGGAAGUUGUAUUAAACACAUACCAAUUGCUGGUCGGAAUAUAACAUAUUUCAUUCAGUCGUUGUUAAGAGAAAGAGAAAUCGGUAUUCCACCAGAACAAAGUUUGGAGACGGCUAAAGCAAUCAAGGAACGUUACUCUUAUAUUUGUCCGGACAUUGCCAAAGAAUUCGCCAAGUAUGAUUCAGAGCCAUCAAAAUGGUUGAGAAAAUAUGAUGGUAUUAAUAGUGUUACUAAACAGCCGUUUUCUGUGGAUGUUGGAUAUGAAAGAUUUUUAGGGCCGGAAAUUUUCUUCCACCCUGAAGUGAGUUAUAUAUAUAUAUAUUUUAUAUUAGCUUAGUCAAAUAAAAAUUUGUUAUAAAGUUGGAAAAAUUAGUAUUAAGCAAAUUUUUAUCAUAUAUUUUUGGAACACAAUUUUUUAUUAUUUAUGUCUAUAGAUAUUAUGUGUGCUUUGACAUUUUUUCAAGGGUAAAGUUUACAAAAAUGAGCUUUUCGUAAAUAUCUCAAUUUUUACUGAUUACACAAUAAUAAGUUGUAGAUAAAAGAGACAGAAAUAUGCCAUAAUACAAAUCUAGUAAAUAUGUAUGCAGUUAUGCCAUAAAAAUUAUCAAAAUAUGCUCUUAAAAAAAAAAAAAAAAACAUUUAUUUUAAUUAUAAUAUAAGGUUAUAUAUAUAUAUAUAUUUAAUUUAGUAUACUGUUAAUUAACUAAUAUAACUAUUAACAAUUGGUGCAUUAUUAAUAUUUUAAUUUCUCUUUUGUAUUAUAUAAUAAAAAAAAAUAUAUAUAAAUUUAAAGUUCAUCAAUUUAAUUGUACGAGUAUAAAUCAUAAACCAUGAAUGGAGUGUUUACUUAAAUAAAAUGAAACACUGAAUGACAAGUAAAUAAUAUUUUUUCUAAAACAUCUAACCUAUAUACUAUAAAAUGUAUCAUUAUUAGCUCACCUGCUGAAUGAUGAUAUUUUAAAAUUGCUUGUGAUUCUUAAUUUAUUGAGUUCAAAAUUUCUUGAUAAUUUACAAAAUGCUAAAUAUUAUCUUAAAUUGUACUAAAUCCUUAAAAUAUGCUUUAAUCACAAAAAAUUACCUAAAUAUCCUAAAGUACCAAAACAUUAAAAAAUAUGAAUCAUACAAUUUUGUACAUGGACUCGUUAGGUCAUGAAAUGCAUUUAGUUAUUAACUAGCUUUUUUUGACUAACCAAUAAAAGUAUGCAAAUACAUAUUUCUGUUUGCCUAGUUAUUGAAAAAUUAAUUUUAAAUUUGUUUAGAUAAUGAUGUUUGCUAUGAUUUGUCAUGGUAAAAUAUUUUUUUGAACUGAAACCUAUUUUCCAUUUAAUUUAACUGAGCUAUAUUGAUUUAAAAUAAAUUACAUUAGUAUAUUAUUUUGCAGUUUUCAAAUCCAGAUUUUACUACUCCUAUUUCUGAAAUGGUUGACACAGUUAUACAAAAUUGCCCGAUUGAUGUGCGUCGACCUUUGUAUGACAAUAUUGUAUUGUCUGGUGGCUCAACUAUGUUUAAAGAUUUUGGUAGACGUCUUCAAAGAGACAUCAAACGAGUAGUAGAUGCAAGAUUAAAACGUAGUGAAAAAAUUGCUGGAGACAAUUUAAAAGUAUUUUAUAUCAUUAUACUAUUUUAUUUUUCAUAUUUGUAUAUUUAAUACUAUUCUCUAUUAAAUAGAUAAUAAUCUAUUAUAAAUGUAAAGAAAAAAAAAAUUGCUUAUUUUUAUUUCUAGCAUUUUAACUUUUUACAAAAUUCAAUUAGAACUUAACUACUUCAGUUAUUUCUUAAAUAUAUAUUUUUCCGGAGCAUACGAGGAAUUUAUCGGUUUUACUAUGUUUGUUUUUAUUUUUUCUGUCUGUAUACAACUUUUUUCCAGUAAUGUUGCUCUGAUGUUUAGAGUGUAGUACUUUUUGAAAGGAAAUUGUCUCAGGUGCAUUGGGAAGGUCAUAUUUUUUUUUGCUUUUCAGAGAAUUAUAUGUAAUUAAUGUCUAGUAACAUUCUCUGAAAUCAAAUUGUAGUUCAAUAGAUAUGUUAUGCUAUAAAUUAAAUUUAAAAAAACAUAGUAAACUUCUUAUGAUAAUUUUAGUAACAUUAGAAUAAACUGAAUAUUUCAAUUCAAAAUUGAUAAGAUUUAUUUUCCAAGAAUGUGACCUUGUUUAGAUACACCAUAAUAGUGAUUAAUAAACAACUCAAUUGUAUUAAAAUUAUGAUUAAAUAUAAUGUAUAAGUUUGUAAUCAAAUGUAGUUUUUAUAAAGACACAAUUAUUUUCUUAAAUUUUUUUAUAUAAAAGAGUGUUUGAAUAUUUAAGAUAUUUUGAGUGACAUAAAGGAAGUAUCACUGUUGAAAAAUAUUAAAAAUAAAUAUAAAUACUUUUAAUAUGAAACAAAAUAUUCAAAUUUAAUACCUAUAAUGACUGAUAUUUUUUUUUGCAGCCUAAACCUAUUGAUGUUCAAGUAUAUACGCACAAUAUGCAGAGAUAUGCUGUUUGGUUUGGCGGUAGCAUGUUGGCUUCUUCGGUACAUAUAUUUUUAAUAAAAUUUAUUAUUAUUUUAAUGAAAAUUAUAUUUACUUGUUUAGCCCGAGUUUUAUACUGUUUGUCAUUCAAAAAAGGACUAUGAAGAAUAUGGGCCAAGUAUAUGUCGACACAAUCCAGUUUUUGGAACAAUGAUGUAG
Cinara cedri is the source of this 4705-nucleotide messenger RNA. The record is from the annotation of a GenBank genome assembly. NCBI's taxonomy places the organism in Eukaryota, Metazoa, Arthropoda, Insecta, Hemiptera, Aphididae.